Molecule: messenger RNA, 1757 nt
Organism: Otolemur garnettii (small-eared galago)
Lineage: Eukaryota; Metazoa; Chordata; Mammalia; Primates; Galagidae
Gene: CRHR2
Product: corticotropin releasing hormone receptor 2
Exons: 12
Coding region: 239-1474 (411 amino acids)
Biological process (GO): cell surface receptor signaling pathway; adenylate cyclase-modulating G protein-coupled receptor signaling pathway; long-term synaptic potentiation
Cellular component (GO): plasma membrane; axon terminus; dendrite
Molecular function (GO): corticotropin-releasing hormone receptor activity; peptide hormone binding; G protein-coupled peptide receptor activity
Source: RefSeq, a predicted model, not a curated record
GGUGGCUGAGCCGGUAGACCCGCAGCUCCGUGCGCUCAGCACCUUCUCCCCAGGAAGGUCCCCGAGUUGGCAGCUCUGGGAUCAGGCGCGUCGCCCCGAGGCUGCGCGGCAGGUCGGGGCUGGGCCGGCAGGGGCCGGGACCCCGCGCUGUCCCGCUCUCUCACUCUCGCAGCCACUCCCUCGCAGCCAAGCCGGUCGCGCAUUCCCACUGCCUUUCUGCGCGCGGCUCCAGGGUGCGAUGGACGCGGCACUGCUCCACAGCCUGCUGGAGGCCAACUGCAGCCUGGCGCUGGGCGAAGAGCUGCUGCUGGACGGCUGGGGGCCGCCUCUAGACCCCGAGGGUCCCUACUCCUACUGCAAUACGACCUUGGACCAAAUCGGGACGUGCUGGCCCCGGAGCGUAGCUGGAGCCCUCGUGGAGAGGCCGUGCCCCGAGUACUUCAACGGCAUCAAGUACAACACCACCCGGAAUGCCUACCGAGAAUGCUUGGAGAAUGGGACGUGGGCCUCAAGGAUCAACUACUCACAGUGUGAGCCCAUUUUGGAUGAUAAGCAGAGGAAGUAUGACCUGCACUAUCGCAUUGCCCUUGCUGUCAACUACCUGGGCCACUGCAUUUCCGUGGCAGCCCUGGUGGCCGCCUUCCUGCUUUUCCUGGCCCUGCGGAGUAUCCGCUGUCUCCGGAAUGUGAUUCACUGGAACCUCAUCACUACCUUUAUCCUGCGCAAUGUCAUGUGGUUCCUGCUGCAGCUCAUCGACCAUGAAGUGCACGAAAGCAACGAGGUGUGGUGCUGCUGCAUCACCACCAUCUUCAACUACUUCGUGGUGACCAACUUCUUCUGGAUGUUCGUGGAGGGCAUCUACCUGCACACGGCCAUCGUCAUGACCUAUUCUACUGAGCGCCUGCCCAAGUGGCUCUUCCUCUUCAUCGGAUGGUGUGUCCCCUGCCCCAUCAUCGUUGCCUGGGCCAUUGGCAAACUCUACUAUGAGAAUGAACAGUGCUGGUUUGGCAAGGAGCCUGGCGACCUGGUGGACUACAUAUACCAGGGCCCCAUCAUCCUCGUGCUCCUGAUCAAUUUUGUAUUUCUGUUCAAUAUCGUCAGGAUCCUAAUGACAAAAUUACGAGCCUCCAGCACCUCUGAGACCAUCCAGUACAGAAAGGCGGUGAAGGCCACCCUGGUCCUCCUGCCCCUCCUGGGCGUCACCUACAUGCUCUUCUUCGUCAAUCCCGGGGAGGACGACCUGUCUCAGAUCGUGUUCAUCUACUUCAACUCCUUCCUGCAGUCCUUCCAGGGUUUCUUUGUAUCUGUAUUCUACUGCUUCUUCAAUGGAGAGGUGCGGUCGGCUGUUAGAAAGAGGUGGCACCGCUGGCAGGACCAUCAUUCCCUCCGAGUCCCUGUUGCACGGGCCAUGUCCAUCCCCACAUCACCCACGCGGAUCAGUUUCCAUAGCAUCAAACAAACAGCCACUGUGUGACCCCUGGCCACCUGCCCUGUCACUGCUCCCCAUCCCCUGCUGCCCUCCUCUGGGCGCCUUGCUGUGCAGGUCCUGGUGGGGCAGGGGAAGGGAGGGUGGAGACGAGCACCCCAGCCUGGCAGGAGAGAGGCAGUGCAGCAGCAAAAGGGGACUCUGCCCACCCAGGGCCAGCUGGGGCCACAAGCUCUGUGCAGUUAGAAGCAGGGAAUCACAGGAGUCCCCAAAGAGAGCAAGUCAGAUGUCUCCAGGCAUUGGCACCUCCCAGCCCCUGUGGUCAGAGCCU